Penicillium verrucosum is the source of this 825-nucleotide messenger RNA. RefSeq lists its product as uncharacterized. The transcript has 4 exons. The coding region runs from base 1 to 825 and encodes 274 amino acids. The record is from RefSeq and is a predicted model, not a curated record. Lineage: Eukaryota; Fungi; Ascomycota; Eurotiomycetes; Eurotiales; Aspergillaceae.
AUGGGUGCUCAAUCUCUACCUUCUGACAACAGGCCUCCCUCUCCUCGCUCCGUUGCCAGCCCGCUCAAUUCAUCAGUUCCAUCUAUCCCCAUAUCUACGAUGGCUCCUCGAACAACAGAUAGUGACAGUUCACAAUCUAGCUUCAUGCCCACACCCAGAAUGGCCACAACUACGCCUCCGCCAACGCUUGGUCUGCGGGGUGAAUACAAUCCAGAACUUCGGAAACGCGAUGAAUGGGCCAGGCUGUCUACCACUCUGACUUCUCUGGGCACAAUGAAAGAAGCUUCACCAGGACCCCCGAAAACAGACUUUAGUUCUCUAUGGGCUGCUCGAGAUGCCGACUUCAGCUUCGAGCUCAUCUACAAGAACCACACCCUGUCAACCUUCGACGUCCUUCACCAGAUACACUCCAUCAAGCUCAAUGUGCUUUUGUUAACUCCCAGUCGGCUGAACGUAACCACGAGACAUCAAACUGCAACUACAAUCCAGAAGUUUACUGCAGCCAACAAGAACUCAUUGGGGGUGAUCGUGUACUUGCUGGAUGCGAGAUCGUCGGGCAACGAACAGAUCGAGGCAGUACAGUCUCUCGGGGCACUGCACCACUGCCUUUCAUUGGGCUUCACAGAACCUCCCCCUGUCCUUGUUGUGUCUGACGCGUCCUACCUCCUGGAUUGCAUAGGUGCUUACAUGAAGAGUGUCUCGCGCACAAACCCGAUUCCAGUCAACACCUCUGGAGAUAAACUACUAUGGCCUAAAUCGCCUGCGCCUGUGCCUACAUCGUUUCCGCCUUCGAAAUUUUCGUUUUCAGCCCAGCCCAAAAGGUGA